Phascolarctos cinereus (koala) is the source of this 3614-nucleotide messenger RNA. RefSeq names its product RNA binding motif protein 41 (gene RBM41). Gene Ontology annotation, biological process: mRNA splicing, via spliceosome. Gene Ontology annotation, molecular function: U12 snRNA binding; pre-mRNA intronic binding. The record is from RefSeq and is a predicted model, not a curated record. NCBI's taxonomy places the organism in Eukaryota, Metazoa, Chordata, Mammalia, Diprotodontia, Phascolarctidae. Gene Ontology annotation, cellular component: U12-type spliceosomal complex.
CCCUGGGUUAUUGGCGUUCGCAGGGCAUUGUGGGCAUUGCAGUCCGCAGCCGUCGGGAUCCAGCGCACAGCAGCGGCGUCGGCUCUAGCGGCAACAUGAAGAGGAUAAACAGCAGCCUUUCCAGUGAUGACCUUAUUCUGGAGGACUUGGAAACAGAAGGAGAGAGGCAGCUGAGGAGCCUCCUUCACCAUCAGCUUGAUACUUCUGUUUCUGUUGAGGAGUGUGUUUCCAAGAAGCAGUGCUUUGCCCCUGCUGCAGUGUAUAAGCCCUUUGGGGAGGAGGCAGCUGGGGCUUUGAGCUUGUCCCAGUUUCAAGCGCUACAGAAGAGUGAUCAGGAAAUCGCAUCUCUGAGGGACUUGGGGCUUAACGAUAGAGAGAUUGUGCUGUGGAAGAACCGAGCUUCAUCCGAGAGGGGUACAGGGCUGGGAGCAGCCCCUGAAGCAACACAGGAGCGUCUUCGAGAUAUUGAAGAGAAGAUCUCAGAGCAUAAGCGCAUUCUGGCCUUGCCACAGAGGUUUGCGGGGAGUAAACAACUGAGCCGGCGAGAGAUGGAAAUAGAAAAGGCUUUGUUUCAGGGGAAUGAUCGCCAUUCCUUCCUGAGGGCUCUCUAUUACCAAGGUGAAUCCCAUAAAAGACUAGAGGCUGAGAAGGACCCCAUUAAUAAUCUGGAGACUGUUUACCAAGAAAUGCUGGCCAAACCACACCCUGAAGAGGCUCAGCUUAUGAGAGGUGAACCCUUUGCUUCCCCCUCACUGGACCCAGAUGCAUUAGUGGACACUAGUGUCACAGCUAAGAACCUGUCAGUACUUCAGGAUCAGGGAAACCAGGCAGCACAGGCUGAGGGGCCUAGCCUUCAUGUGGUGAAAGCUAUUGAAUCUGAGUCCCAGCAAUGUCUUAUGGGGCCCAAGAAGGUGACAGAACUAGUGGAGUUUGUCCCAGAAGAUGAGAUCCUGAGAAAUCGUCUGUCAGAGGAGGACAUCCGCAAAAUUCCUAUGUUUGCUUCAUACAGUCCUGGAGAGCCGAACAAGGUACUGUAUUUGAAGAACCUCAGUCCUCGGGUGACUGAGAAGGAACUUGUCUCCUUGUUUGCCCGGUUCCAGGAGAAAAAAGGACCCCCGAUUCAAUUCCGAGUGUUGACUGGCCGCAUGAAGGGCCAGGCCUUCAUCACCUUCCCCAAUAUGGAGAUGGCCCAGCAGGCAUUGUUGCUGGUGAAUGGAUACAACCUACUGGGGAAAACACUGGUGAUAGAGUUUGGAAAGAACAAAACGCAGAUGUCAGGGCUUCAAUCAGCCUCUCCUAUCCCAUGUGCAACAGAUAGCAUGACAGAACGGGAUGGGAGCUAAAAGAGAAAUGGACCAGGCCCCUUACGUGUUCUCGCUUGUAUUUGCAACUCACUUCUAGGGUCUGUAUAUAAAGAACCAUCUCAUAGGAGAGAGUGAUUAGUAAGCACCUAAGACAGUCCUUUUCAAGUGUUCAUUAUGGGUAACUUUUGGAAACAUUUCCCUCAAUGAGAGACCAUAUGGGAUAGAGGAGAUACUGAGAAUAAAGAUUGCCUUCCCUCUCCCCCCUCCCUAGGGUAAGAUAGAAUUCUUAUCAAGUUGUCUCCGUUUGGUCUUCCUGUAUUUCCCGCUACCUUACAGAGGCUGACAAAACUUCCUAGCCCGUCUCCUAUUAACCACAAGGCAAGGACAUCAGUCUCACUACACCCAACCUCCUCUAAUCCUUCCCCCUUCCCCCCAACCAGUCAUCUAGGAUUGCAGGAGAGUAGCCAGCGUAUUUAAUUUGUAUAUCUUGUCUUCCCAGCUAAACCAUAUGCUCCUGGAGGGCAGGGGCCUUGUCUUCUGUUUCUUUGUCUUUCCCCUUUAGUGUCUAGCACAGUGCCCUGUACAUAGUAGAUGGGUAAUAAACAUUUGUGGGUGAUUGAAUUGAUUCCAUAAAACAUAAGAGGCCAUUAGAGCGACACCCUGGAAACCUUUUCCCUUUGCAGGCCUAUGCUUUUUGGGACCCUGUUCCCCAAAAGUUUCUUUCUCCUUCAGCUUUGCCCCGUGGCCUGGCUUCCUCUAUAAGUUUGCCAAGCCUGCUUGCAGGGAACUGACUGGAGGUACAGAUAGCUGGGGGCAGACUUUCAACUUCUUUGAUAUUCUGCUGGCCUAGACACAGCUCUGCCAGCUGCUGUCUGUCUGUCCUUCCAGACUAGAAUAACUCCUUAACAUAGGGCAGGCCUUCUUCCAGUCUGCAUUCAGACAGGUUGCCUCAUUUGUUCCCAGCAAACCUUUGCUUAUGAUACAUUCCACAUCAGGGCCCGGACUAGCAGUUCUGGUGUCCAUGGUCAGAUUGGAUCCCUUAGUCCCUUGGCCAGGCCAAGAUCAGCUCUCCUCAAAGCAAAAGCAGAUUCCAAACCAGCCCUUGGGGACUAAGGGAAGGGCAAGAGUAGUGUUGGUGACCAUGGCCAGUCCAGAGAGCUCUAGCAGAACAAGCAGCAGAUGGUCCUGCCCUGAGUCUUGCAGUUAGCUUAUUGUGGGACCUGUCUUUCCCUGAGAUAUCCCACUUGCUCUGUCCUCCCUCUAGAACACUUGUCCACCUAGGUGAACUAGCUAUUCUUCCAGGACCAAACAGUCCCCGGUGCCCCAACAUAUCCCGCUCCCCCCCAGACAACCCUAAUCCAAGGAUCUCUUCCUCUCUCAGUGUCCUGGGAACAGGUAAUCAGGAGCCAAAAUGCAAAGCCCCCUGGGGAAGGUGGGAAAAGGAAAUUUGUGGCCAAGAGAAUGUGGGAAACAAAGUUUUCACUGAUGAUGGGCACAGAUGAGACUCAUCAAACCAUGGCUGUAUGUGUACCAUAUUGUGAUGUACCAACGCAACUGUACUGUGGCAUGGGCAGAUACCUGUUUGUGUAUUAGGCUUGGUACAUUAUGUGAAUGUGUGUCCAUGAGUGUUUGUAUAUCUGUGGAGAGGUGUUAGGGGGUGUGUAUUUUGUUUCGUUCCCCAACUGGGAUGCAAGGGCCCCUGUUUGCUUUUCUCCUGGAAGCAUCUGUAAUUUAGCAGGUGCUGUUCCGUGUUCAGGGGGACCCUUCCUGGAGGGGUGCUUUCUCGUGUUUCCCCAUUUUUUCUGUUCAAAGAGCAGCCCUUAGCUAGUUACUCCUCUCUUCCCUCUUCCACUGUCUCAGCAAUGUCCUGUGUGUCACAGAUAUUAGAACAUAUUAGAGAAAUAGGGUUAUGUAGAGAAACAGUUUGCUUGAAACUCAGUUACAACACGGAUAUGGUUUAAAUGAUCACUAGCUAGGUCCAACAAUCAGAAGGACCCCAUCACAGCGAGCAAGAGACUGUUCUUACGUUUGUGUUGGGUUUCUGUUCUCUGACAGACUUAAGGAGAUGUGACUAGGCAGUGGUUCAUGUGAAAAAGAUCUUGGACGGGUGACCGAUGGUGACUUCAGAGGCCUGACACGGAAGCACACCUCCAACCUCUCUGCAGGGAGGUGGUGGCCUCCAGGUGUGGAAUGAGGCAUACACUUGCAGACGUGGCCAAUAUGUUGAUUUGUUUUUCUUGACUGUACUUAUUUGUUACAAGGGAAGGUUCCAUUGGGGGGGCGUGGGUGGGGGGAGUUAUUGAGAAGUGA